Alexandromys fortis (reed vole) is the source of this 1802-nucleotide messenger RNA. RefSeq names its product HEPACAM family member 2 (gene Hepacam2). The coding region runs from base 1 to 1443 and encodes 480 amino acids. Gene Ontology annotation, biological process: centrosome cycle. The record is from RefSeq and is a predicted model, not a curated record. Gene Ontology annotation, cellular component: centrosome; midbody; spindle. The transcript has 10 exons. Lineage: Eukaryota; Metazoa; Chordata; Mammalia; Rodentia; Cricetidae.
AUGGGACAGGAUGCUUUCAUGGAGCCCCUCAGCAGCACGGUUGGGAUCUUUCUUUGCAAAAUACACUUUCUUCUUCUAGCAGGUGUUUGUUCGGGGCUGAAGGUGACCGUGCCUUCACACACUGUCCAUGGCAUCAGGGGACAGGCCCUCUACCUCCCUGUGCACUAUGGCUUCCACACUCCAGCGUCUGGCAUCCAGAUCAUUUGGCUGUUUGAGCGACCACACACAAUGCCCAAAUACUUGCUGGGCUCUGUGAACGAAUCUGUUGUUCCCGACUUGGAAUACCAACACAAGUUCACCAUGAUGCCACCCAAUGCUUCUCUCCUCAUCAAUCCGCUGCAGUUCACUGAUGAGGGCAAUUACAUUGUGAAGGUCAACAUCCAGGGAAAUGGAACUCUCUCCUCAAGCCAGAAGAUACAAGUCACCGUUGAUGAUCCCGUCAUGAAGCCAGUGGUCCAGUCACAUCCUGAUUCUGGGGCUGUGGAGUAUGUGGGCAACAUUACCUUGACCUGCCAGGUGAAAGGGGGUACCAGGCUAGUUUACCAGUGGCGAAAAAAUGGGAAACCUGUUUGCAUCAACUCCAGCCACUCAUUUUCUCCCCAAAACAACACCCUUUGGAUCGUUCCAGUGACAAAGGAGGACAUUGGAAACUAUAGCUGCCUUGUGUCAAACCCUGUCAGUGAGAUGGAAAGUGACAUCAUUACGCCUACCAUAUAUUAUGGACCUUACGGACUUCAAGUUAAUUCUGACAAAGGGCAAAAGUUGGGAGAAGUGUUCACUGUUGACCUAGGUGAAGCCAUCCUAUUUGAUUGUUCUGCUGAUUCUUAUCCCCCCAACUCCUACUCCUGGAUCCAAAGAUCUGACAAUACAACAUAUGUCAUUAAACACGGGCCUCGUCUAGAAGUCACGUCUGAGAAAGUGGCCCAGAAGACUGCUGACUACGUGUGCUGUGCUUACAACAACAUGACGGGAAGGCGAGAUGAAGCUCGCUUCACUGUCGUCAUCACUUCCGUAGGACUGGAGAAGCUUGCACAAAAAGGAAAAUCACUGUCCCCAUUAGCAAGCAUAACUGGAAUAUCACUGUUUUUGAUUAUAUCCAUGUGUCUUCUUUUUCUGUGGAAAAAAUACCAACCUUACAAAGCUAUAAGGCAGAAGCUAGAAGGCCGACCAGAGUCAGAAUACAGAAAAGCUCAAACCUUUUCAGGCCACGAAGAUGCUCUGGGUGACUUCGGAAUAUAUGAAUUUGUGGCUUUUCCAGAUGCGUCUGGUAUUCCCAGGAUGCCGAAUAGGUCCGGCCCAGCCCCUGACGGUGUGACAGGGCAAGAUUUCCACGGCACCGUUUAUGAGGUUAUCCAGCACAUCCCUGCUCAACAGCAAGACAACAACAGUGAGAUUCUACAGCAAAACAGUGCAUUGGAGAGAAAUAAUGAAGGGACAUUUUGAGAGAAAACAUCUGGAAUCUCUGAAGAAAUAAAACCCCAGCACCCCUCGGUCACACUUUUAAAUGCAGAGUGCCGACUAAAUGGCAGGUUUUCUGACACACAAGCAAUGGGCUGUGUGACAGAGGAAUGCGGACACUGCUUAUCAGCCCGACUGGGAGGAAGAAGACAAUGAAACGUCCCAGGUGCUCUGUAUGUGCAGGCUUUCAGGCACCCCAGUUGUGUUCACCUAUGCUCCACACUGAUACUGCCCUGUGCCACCUACUAGGAAAGUUCCUACUAGGAGACUUUAUCUUUGUAAAUGUCAUGAUGAGCUUUGUUUUGUUAAAUGUUUGUUACUAUUAUGAUACUCAAACACCUUUG